Messenger RNA from Anastrepha ludens (Mexican fruit fly), 904 nucleotides. RefSeq lists its product as uncharacterized. The record is from RefSeq and is a predicted model, not a curated record. Bases 113 to 472 code for a protein of 119 amino acids. NCBI's taxonomy places the organism in Eukaryota, Metazoa, Arthropoda, Insecta, Diptera, Tephritidae. The transcript is spliced from 2 exons.
CCGUUCUAACUCUAUACGUUAGCCCCUGGUGUCGUAAUUUCCUUUAUCUUCAAGUGUAUUAACUAAUGAGUCAGUCAAAAUAAUAGUGGUGCAAGAAGUGAGCUGCCAAAAAAUGUAUAUAAAAUAUUUAUUUGUGUCAAAAAUUUACAAAAAGUUAGCUAUAGGACAGCGCAACCUCAUCAAAAAACUAAUUUCGAGCGCGAAAACUUACAAAGAAGUUAAAGAUAUUGUGGGCUGUUCACCGACAAUGAUUUGUAACGCAUUAAAAUAUAAAUCCCAACCUAAAACGAGUGGACGGCGUCCCGCUCUGACUGUUAAAUCAAUUAAUCGUGUGGUUACGCAUUCAAAGAAUAAUCCUUUCACACCUGCUACGAAUCGAAAUAGUAAUUUUUGGUACAAGAGGAUCUCGCCAAUAUGCCAGACGGCUUACCAAUUCCGAGUACAAUCCAAAAUACAAAACCAAAACUAUUAAACGUGGAGGACCAAGUAUUAUGAUUUGGGCAUGUUUUUCAUUUUAUGGAUAAAGAAAACCGUGGAUCGUACUGGGUAUGCUCGAAAUAUGAAGGAAAUCAUGCUCGCGAAGAAAUGCCACGUUGCUUUAGGACUUCCAACAAGACCAGUUUCCUCUUAAGAUACAUAUUUAACAAUGACCCAAAGCAUACAAGCAAGUUGGUGCAGCAGUAGUUUCAAAGAAAUGGGGUUGAGGUUAUGAAAUGACCUGCACAGUCCCCAAACCUCAAUUCAAUACAGAAUUUGUGAUGCUAUAGAGGCAGUUGCUGAUGCUCAUCUAACAAACAAUAAUUACCUUUGAGAACCAGUAGGGCGGGCAUGGAAAUCGAGGGAUCGUGCCUUAGAUGUGAAAAUCUCGUUAAUUUGUAGCAUCAGCGAUGUGUUGUUGUAAUAU